Drosophila albomicans is the source of this 2027-nucleotide messenger RNA. RefSeq names its product exonuclease mut-7 homolog (gene Nbr). NCBI's taxonomy places the organism in Eukaryota, Metazoa, Arthropoda, Insecta, Diptera, Drosophilidae. Gene Ontology annotation, molecular function: 3'-5' exonuclease activity; nucleic acid binding. Gene Ontology annotation, biological process: nucleobase-containing compound metabolic process. The transcript is spliced from 4 exons. Bases 111 to 2009 code for a protein of 632 amino acids. The record is from RefSeq and is a predicted model, not a curated record.
AUAUAUCAAAAAGUAUCGCGUAUGCAAAAGUCAAAAGUUUUAUCACAAAUUGCACUUGCAUCGUGUUGUGGUUGUCGUUGGAGGGCUGCGCGCCCACUAAAAAAACAAAUAUGGCAAAACUAUAUAACGCAAUACCGGCAGGCUUCGAGUCUGACGAUGAAGAACUCGACUACUUGAUUGGAAAUCUGAAAAUCAAGCGUCUCGAAGAUAUUACAACAGGUGCUGGCAUCGAUGGGGACUUUGAUGCCACAUUGGACCCAGAGUUUGAGGCGUUCUUCAAGAUGUUUCGCGACAAAUGGAACAUGCACAACAAAUGCAUGUCGCCCUACAUGCGACAGGAUUUGAGCAAGACGUUGAUGCGUCAUGAGAAUCCUUUGCUAUUGGCUUUGAAGAUCUUUGCCAACUGCCCGGAUAACAGCAAUGUGAAGAUCAAGAGCUUGUCAUACUUUGUGCUGGACACUGUGUGCAAACUGCAGGCGGACAUGCCACAGCUGAGCGAGCAAUGCGACGACAACACAAGCAUGAUUGCCUUUCAUUUUGUGAAGACAACGGGAAUGCAAUCCCUGAUGAAUGCCAUGAUUGAGACGUAUCGCCUGCAACAAAUCCGGGAACUGCUUGUGCCCAAGUUGCGGGAGAUGUUGGACGGCGGACAUUACAAGGAUGUGGCACAGUGGGCCAUCAAUCUGAAAUUGACGCAUCAGUUUGAUAUGCUGGACCUGGCGUUUCCACUGAUUGCGCAGGAGAAACUGCCGCUGGCUGAAUUGUACCUGGAGCAGGCGACGCAUCAGCGGCUGCCGUUCGUCAAGUUUCUAGACUCGCUUCUGCACAAGGACAAGUCGGUCAUUGAAAUGUGCGAGAACAUCCUCGACCGCUAUUCAAACCUGAAAGUGUCGCAUCACGUGCUCAGGUAUCGCCCCAUAUCCAAGAUCGUUGAUCGCCUGGCCAAGAAGUAUGGCUUCGACGACUCUGUGACGCCCAACUACAAAUUCACCAAGACCGCCGGCUAUCUGCAUCAUCUGUACCGUGAAUACGAGAAAUCGCACACCAAUCUCGAAAGUUUUCGAGAGCUGGUGCGUGUUCAUGCCUACGAUUAUGCAUUGCAAGCGGAUUUCGUUGGCUAUCUGUUCGCAGCUGGCGGUCCGGGGGAAUUGGAAGCGGUCUAUUGGUCCACAGAGUUCAAGCUGUUGCCGGAGGAUUGUCCGCCCGAAAUAAAGUCAAUGAUCUCACACGAUGAGCUGCGGCACCAACAAAUGGAGCAAAGCAAAGCAGCGGCAAUUGGAACAGCAGCAGCAACAACGACGUCGCCAGCAGCUGGCUGUGAUAUGUACCUGAGCAUGGAUUUGCCGGACGAGUGCCUAAUCAUUGUGGAUACGGCGGCGCAAUUCGAGCGAAUGCUCCAGCAUUUGCAGUGCGAGCCAACCAUCUACAUGGACUCCGAGUGGAUGCAGAAAUUGUGCGUACAAAAUCAACUCUGUCUGCUGCAAAUCGCCACCAUGCACAAUGUGUACCUUAUCGAUUGCCUCGCCAGCCACGAGCUUCACGACGAGCACUGGCGUUCGUUGGGCUCCAGUGUCUUCAACAAUGUGAACAUCAUGAAGGUCGGUUUCUCCAUGCUCAACGAUUUGUCGGUGCUGCAGCGUUCGUUGCCGCUGCAGUUGCGUCUACAGAUGCCACAUCAUUAUCUUGAUCUACGCACCGUUUGGCUGGAACUGAAGAAGCAACGUCAUGGCGUCGAGCUGCCGUUUGGCAAUUUGAAUCGUGCCGGAGAAGCUCUUACGGAUUUGUCCAUGCUGUGCCUGGGCAAGAAGCUCAACAAGGCCAAUCAAUGCUCCAAUUGGGCCAACAGACCUUUGAGACGCGAGCAGGUGCUUUAUGCAGCCAUGGAUGCGCGUUGCUUGAUGCUCAUUCACUGCUGCCUGACCAGAUGUGUGCCGGAUAUCAAUGCGGUGAUUGAGAAGAGCAUUGCGUGCAACAAUUUUCUGCGACGCGGCAACAAUAAUGUUAAAUAAUCAAAUCGACGAUGUGAC